GCUUUAUCUCUGUUCAAAGUAUCAGCCAGGCUAAAACCAAUAUUAAGUGAAAAAUAAGAAAAAAAAAUCAAUGGAGAAGGAGAACCUUUUUGAACAUAUUGUGAUAACAGAAAGUUGUAUUGAAGGUGAAUCCGGUGUAAGUGAAGCUGACAGAAACAAAGAAGAAAAAGUUCUAACUACAGAAAGAUGUGUUGAAGGUGAAUCCAAUGUACGUGAAGCUGACAAAAAUAAAGGACAAAAAGUUUUAAUUACUGAAAGUUGUAUUGAAGGUGAAUCUGGUAUAAGCGAAGCUGGCAAAGACAAAGAAGAAAAUGUUUUAAUUAUAGAAAGUUGUGCAGGAGAUGAAUCUGGGUUAUGUGAACUUGACCUGAACCAAGAACCACAUGAGGGUAUGCUAUUUGAAUCUGUACAAGCUGCAAAAGCUUUCUAUGAUGAAUAUGCUAGACGGGUAGGAUUUUUUACUCGAAUUAUUUCGUCUCGUAAGUCCGAGCUUGAUGGAUCAAUAAUCCAUCGUCGACUUGCAUGUAACAAAGAAGGUUUUAAUCAGAACAGACAAAAGAGUACACGUGUUCGGAUUCGAAAGCGUGAGAGUAAACGAGAAGGAUGCAUGGCAAGGAUGAACGUGAAGAGAGAGAAACCCGGGAGAUAUGUUAUCUCAAAAUUUGUUAAGGAGCAUAAUCAUCCUCUAUUAAUUACCUCAGGAAAGGAUCAAUCAUAUUCUGAUGACAAAGAUAAGAAAAUCCAGGAAUUAUCUUAUGAGUUGGACCAGGCAAAUGAAGAGUUAGUGGCUUGUCGGGAACUACUAUGUGCAUUCAUGACCGCUAUUGAGGAACACACGAACCACCUGUCGAGAACAGUUGAGAGUGCAGUUCAAAAUAUCAGAGAGGUGGAAUCUAGAGAUCACAGUCAUCAUUUGUAGCAUUCAUGGUUUUCUUCCCUCGAUAAUCUAUGAAAGGAUCUUCAGUUUUGUUGAAGCCUCGAACGAUUCUCAUUGGCAACUUAAAAGAAGACCAAUGAUGCAUCCCUCCUGGAGUAGAGAUUGUCUCAGCCAUGAGUAAACUUUAUGACCCUCUGCUUCAAUGGUUAAUUUCAAGCCCACCCAUCUCCUCCUGCGACCAUUCUUUCUGAUAUGUUCCUUAGUUCUUGGGUUAAUUCCCUGGCUUCCCUGCUCAAUAUCCAAAAUCUAAGCUUCAUUACUCUCAAUGCAUGGUCAAUGCUUUCAUGGAUGUCACAAUCCCUGAAGACUAUGUCUGAUGAUCAUUUUUACGCAGGGUUAAAUCUUGGAUGUGUAAAGGGUUGGGGUCUUUAAUUGCCUUUAACAUUCAUGAAGUGGGUUAUGGUUCUCAAGGGUCAAAUUAUGGAUAAAGUGAGAUGUUAAACCUUAAACUUCACCUAAUAAU
Messenger RNA from Durio zibethinus, 1400 nucleotides. RefSeq lists its product as uncharacterized. Lineage: Eukaryota; Viridiplantae; Streptophyta; Magnoliopsida; Malvales; Malvaceae. The record is from RefSeq and is a predicted model, not a curated record.